UGUAUAUUGACAUUCCAAACUUUGACACGAAGGAUGUUUUCGUAUUUAAUAAGCUCUAAAGCUCAAGACGAACGUGAUCAGGUGUCAAAAUUAUCGGAUGAAGCCGGAAAUCACAAUGAACAACUUAACAAUACCGUUCCUCCGUUUGCUACUCGCUCCAGGAGUAAAACUAUGAUAGUUGAUCGACUGCAAGCGUCCCCAAAAUCCCACUCGUCAUCGCCGCAUUCGCCACAAUGCGUGCGAAGGUCUCUGAACUGUCACCGCAAUGAAAGUAUGCACAUACCCAAAUCGAAAGCAGUCCGCGAAAUUGCGCUAAUAGCAAAAAACCGAAACGAACGGAGACAAAGGAAUGCGGACUCCAAGGCGAUCAAAGAGGCACUCAUCAAAAUGGAAGGCGACAAUCCAAACUGGGAGUUCCUGAAGAUGAUCAAGGAGUACAAGACCACUCUGGAUUUUCAUCCGCUUCGCUCCACAGAUCCCGUUGUCGAUCACCAAAUUACUGUAUGCGUACGGAAAAGGCCACUAAACGCAAAGGAGCUCAACAAAAACGAAAUUGACGUCAUUACGAUACCCCAACGCGACCGCUUAAUCCUACACGAACCCAAGCAAAAGGUAGACUUAACGAAGUACCUCGACAAUCUGAACUUUAGGUUCGACUACGUCUUCGAUGACACCGUCAGCAACGAAAUGGUGUACCGCUUCACCGCCCAACCUUUAAUCAGAACGGUCUUCGAAGGCGGACGCGCCACGUGUUUCGCGUACGGACAGACCGGAUCCGGAAAAACGCACACAAUGGGCGGCGAAUUCAAGGGAAAAACUCAGAACUUCGCGAGCGGAAUUUACGGCCUGGUAGCCGUCGACAUCUUUAAGCUACUCGCGACGCCGACCUAUCGCCAAAUGAACCUCGCCCUUUCGGCGAGCUUCUUCGAAAUCUACGGAAACUUCGUAUACGACCUGUUGGCGAAGCGGAAACGUCUGAAGGUGUGGGAGGACGGCAAUCAAAAGGUGCAAAUCGUCGAUCUCACUGAGAUCGUCGUCAAAAACGUCGAGCAGGUCCUCGAAAUCAUUCAGAAGGGGUCGAACCAAAGGACAUCGGCUCAGACCUCGGCCAAUCUGUCUUCCUCGCGAUCGCAUGCCGUUUUCCAGAUUGUGCUGCGAGAAAUAGUCGCUGGUGGCAAAAGGGUUGUGGGCACUUUUUCCCUCAUCGAUCUGGCGGGGAAUGAGCGCGGUGCGGACACGUUUAAAUCAAAUCGACUGACCAGAAUAGAAGGUGCUGUGAUUAAUCGGUCUCUGCUGGCGCUUAAGGAGUGCAUUCGUGCCUUGGGGAAAAAGGAGACCCAUUGCCCGUUUAGAGGGAGCAAGUUGACCCAAAUCCUUCGCGAUUCGUUUAUCGGUGAAAACUCGCGCACUUGCAUGAUCGCGUUAAUAUCUCCCGGUGUUUCGUCGUGCGAACACACCUUAAACACGUUGCGAUACGCCGAUCGUGUCAAGGAGUUGGCCGUGGGCGAAGGUGACCUUUGCCCCGAGCACGAUUUCGGGAAUGACAGUGACCCGUGUUCGGAUGACUCGACCGCUUCCAGUUCUCCAGAUGAGAAUCCCGAGCUUGUAGAUCAGUUUUGCCAAGUACUACAGACACAUCAGGUAAUAAUGAAACAGUGCGUCGAAUUACACAAGAUGGCGAUGGACUCCUACGAUAAUCUCCAAGAUCCGAGUUGUAGUAAGAUGGAUGUCGCGCGAUUCUGGAAGAAAUUACUGGAGGACACGGUCGAUGUGCACAAGGAUGCACUGGUCCAUGCGACGAGCUACUACGAUCUACUCUGUAAAAAGAAAUGGAAAUAUUAACUUUUCUAGAUUUUUAUACUUAAUGAGUAUUUUCAAGUUUUAUCUAUUUACCUUUCAAGAUUUUAUUACAAAUAAAUGGCGAAAUGGUGACCACACCUUAUGUGACGC
Messenger RNA from Photinus pyralis (common eastern firefly), 1950 nucleotides. Its product is annotated as kinesin-like protein Klp10A. The record is from RefSeq and is a predicted model, not a curated record. The transcript is spliced from 2 exons. Gene Ontology annotation, molecular function: microtubule binding; ATP binding; microtubule motor activity. NCBI's taxonomy places the organism in Eukaryota, Metazoa, Arthropoda, Insecta, Coleoptera, Lampyridae. Gene Ontology annotation, biological process: microtubule-based movement. Bases 34 to 1842 code for a protein of 602 amino acids.